AUCCAAAACCACAUCGCCCUGCCACCGAAGUUCUCGCGGUUCCUGUUUCCGGUACGGCAGCGACUCCCAAAACAGGAAUUUGCGCCUUUGCCACAUCAGCACGCUUUAAACAGCGCCAUCGUCCCACCGCCGGCGGUCUUUCAGAAUUCGGCAACCUUACCACGGUGCCCCUGACCUUCGAGCCCACACGAAAGCUAAUAAAAGUGCAAAAUCAGCUGUAUUUGAAAACGCCAAACUUACCCUAUUUGUCUUCUAAGCAACCCUCGCUAUGCAUAUGUUAAGGGAUGCUGAUAUGCUGCCUAGGUUGUAAAUUAAAGGAUGGAUUUUGGUAAAUGCACAUCUAUUACUGGGGCACUAUCUUUAAAUAUGGCACCAAGCUUCCUGAAUCGGAUGCAUACAAAAACUCAAUUUGAAGAACAAGACAGAGCUUUGGAGCACACCUCAAUGGAGGCUGUUGAUGUUGACUGUAGAGAAAUAUAUUUUCUAAUUAUGCAUUUUUUAUCAUCUGGGCCAUGCCAGAAAGCUUUUGGGCAACUACAUGAUGAACUCUUGGAACAUGAGCUUCUACCGAGGAGAUAUCAUGCUUGGUAUUCAAGAAGCAGCGUACUUGGUGGGACUAAUGAUGAUGGAGAAUCUUUACCUCUAAAUUAUGAUAACCUUGUUGAAAGGUAUUCUCACAUUGGAAAGGACCACUUGGUAAAACUGCUCAAACAACUGAUACUAAGUUCACCUCCUCCAUUACAUCAUAUUGGGAGAAAUACUCCUAGUGCUGCUGAUGUACCAACUCUUCUUGGAACUGGGCCAUUUUCCCUUUUAUCUUGUGAUAAAAAUAUUGUAAACAAGCAAGUAAAACAUCCUCCAUCAUACCUUCGUUGGCCGCACAUGCAUGCUGAUCAGGUGCAUGGUCUAGGCUUGAGAGAAAUUGGAGGUGGUUUUGCAAAACAUCACCGUGCUCCAUCUAUGCGUUUUGCAAGUUAUGCUAUUGCUAAGCCAUCUACUAUGGUGCAAAAGAUGCAAAAUAUCAAAAAAUUAAGAGGACACAGGGAUGCUGUAUAUUGUGCUAUAUUUGAUCGAUCGGGUAGAUAUGUGAUUACUGGAUCAGAUGAUCGUCUGGUCAAGAUUUGGUCAAUGGAAACUGCAUUUUGCCUGGCUAGCUGCCGUGGACAUGAAGGUGACAUCACUGAUUUAGCUGUUAGUUCAAACAAUGCUCUAGUGGCAUCAUCAUCAAAUGAUUACACGAUACGUGUUUGGCGCUUGCCAGAUGGGUUGCCUAUUUCAGUUUUGCGUGGACACACAGGAGGUGUUACUGCCAUUGCAUUCAGUCCCCGGCCAAGCUCUGUUUAUCAGCUUUUAUCGUCAUCUGAUGAUGGAACUUGUCGGGUUUGGGAUGCAAGGUACUCCCAGUGUACUCCCCGUGUUUACGUGCCAAGGCCAACAAAUGUUUUCUCUGGGAUGAUUGGUGUUUCCCGUUCAACCAACAUUUCUUCCUCAAGUAACUCUUUGGUGCUCCAUCAGAUAUUAUGUUGUGCAUACAAUGCUAGUGGAACUGUAUUUGUCACUGGGAGCUCUGAUAGGCAUGCAAGGGUAUGGAGUGCUCCUAAGCCCAAUGUGGAUGAGCCAGAUCAACCAAGCCAUGAGAUAGACAUUUUAUCUGGACAUGAGCAGGAUGUAAAUUAUGUGCAGUUUAGUGGCUGUGCAGUGGCUUCUCGAUCUUCAACUCCUGAUUCUCUUGUGGAGGACAACAUUCCAAAAUUUAGAAAUUCUUGGUUUAGCCAUGACAAUAUAGUUACUUGCUCUCGAGAUGGCAGUGCAAUUAUAUGGAUUCCUAAAUCACGCAAGUCCCCUGUAAAGGCAGGACGUUGGGCAAAGGCUUAUCAUCUUAAAGUUCCUCCCCCUCCGAUGCCACCACAACCUCCUCGAGGAGGGCCACGGCAAAGAUUGCUUCCAACUCCUCGUGGUGUCAAUAUGAUAGUUUGGAGCCUAGAUAAUCGUUUUGUUCUUGCUGCUAUAAUGGAUUGCAGAAUUUGUGUUUGGAAUGCUAGUGAUGGUAGCUUGGUGCAUUCCCUGACUGGUCACACUCAAUCUACUUAUGUCUUGGAUGUUCAUCCUUUCAACCCCAGAAUUGCAAUGAGUGCUGGUUAUGACGGGAAAACAAUUCUGUGGGAUAUAUGGGAGGGUACUCCUAUUCGAACAUAUGAGAUUGGACGCUUUAAGCUGGUUGAUGGAAAGUUUUCACAGGAUGGAACGUCAAUUGUCCUUUCGGACGAUGUUGGGCAAAUAUACCUGCUAAACACAGGCCAAGGCGAAUCCCAGAAGGAUGCCAAAUAUGAUCAGUUCUUCCUUGGGGAUUAUCGCCCCCUUAUUCAGGAUGUUCAUCACAAUGUUAUUGAUCAGGAAACAGAACUGGCUCCAUACCGACGGAAUAUGCAGGAUCCCCUUUGUGAUUCAAGUAUGCUUCCAUAUCCAGAACCAUAUCAGAGUAUGUACCAACGACGUCGGUUUGGUGCUCUGGGCAUUGAGUGGCGUCCUCCUUCCAUAAAAUGUGCUGUUGGGACUGAUGUUGGUUUGGGCCAAGAAUACCAAAUGUUGCCUUUGGCAGAUUUGGACGUGGUGGCUGAACCUAUGCCUGAGUUUUUGGAUGCUAUGAACUGGGAACCAGAAAUUGAUGUCAUAAAUGAUGACACUGAUUCAGAAUACAAUGUGAAUGAGGAUUUUUCCAGUGAAGAAAAGGGACAUUUAAGUGACAGCUCUUGUAAUGAUCCAGACUGUAGUGAAGAUGAGAAGAUUAGACAAAGUCAGAAUCGCAGAUCCAAAAGGAAAAAAUCUGUUUCAGAAGUUGAGUUAAUGACCUCUUCAGGGAGGCGUAAAAGGAAGAGAAUAAUGGACAGGGAUGUGAGUUCAUCAAAAAGUAGAAGAACUGGAAAAUCAAGAACUGGCCGAAAAACUGCUUCUAAGAAGAAUUCUGCAAAACCAAAAACAUUGAGACCUCACCGAGUUGCCACACGUAAUGCAAAUAAUGUUUUCCUUCAUUCUGAUUUUUCUACAGGCGAUGAAGAUGAUGCUAGCUCAGAAGACGAUCCAUCAGAGAGUGAUUCAGAAAAAUGGUCAUAUGCUCAAAGUGAAGAAUCUGAUGGUGUGUUACAGAAUGGCCGUAUGAAGCCUUUGACAGGUGAAGAAGCAUCUGCUUUAGAUGAGCCUCCCACUAGCACCCAACCUCAGAUAAAUGUUGAAAACAAGAGGGGAUUAGUCUUGAAAUUCUCUAUUCGUGAUGCUAAGAAGUCCUUACCUUCGAAAGUCUCCAACACACAAUUUGAGAACCAGACCUGUUCAGCCUCUUCUUCCUUGAGAGUUGGUGAAGAAACUAUCGAAGAUAAUCAAAUUAAACAGAAGUCCCGCCACGAUCCAGGAUCAGCUUCCACAAAUGCAAUUGGUUUGGAUUCAUCUGAAAACAAUAAAAGAGGUGAAUAUACUGAGGUUGAAGACCUGAAAAUAUCACCCAAGGGUAUGAAGAUGUCUGAGGGUUACCAGGACACUGCAGGUGGGUGUGGAGAGGUCAAAGCAAGCACUUCCAAGCAAAUCCUGUUAAGUGAUCUGACCCUUGCCGAUUCAUUCAUUGGUUCUAAUGAGAGUUCUAUGAACAACAAUAGAUCUGGUGUUGAUAUAAAAGAGCAUACAAGUCUUGAGAAUGGAUAUGGAAAACUAUCUACUGAUUUUGGAAUUCAACAUCAGGGUCAUAUGUUGCCAGGGGAGCAAUUUAAGCAAAGAACCAGUGGUUGCCAUUUGCAACAACCAACAGGCAAUGGAGCUUAUAAUAAUACCUCUGACAACGUUUCUCCUCAAGUCAAUGCAGAGAAACCUAAACUGAAGCCAACCAAACUAAAAAUUAAGUCAAGGAAGAUUUCUGGGGAGUUGAGAGCUCCAUCAGAGAGUACAUUUACUAGACCUGUGGGUGUUUCUUGUGAGGAUGAUUCAAGAUCCUGCAUGGAGAGGAGUAGAGUGUUAUCACUCUCUGAAACUGGUAAUGGCACCAAUGAGUCAGAUUGCUUGGAGCAUGUAAAUUUAGAGAUGGAAAAUACCAUUAAUGGAAGCGAAUCUAGUAGAAAAUUAUCCAAUGAUGGCGUAGUUUGUGAAAAUACUCCAAAGGACAGUAACCAUUGUAGACACACGUCAAUGGACUAUCCUGAUGCUGCAACGGAUGCAGCACGCAGAAAAAGGUCCUUAAGAUUGAAGGCAACUUCAAGGGACACUAAUCAUGUGAACCUUUCCAAGAGAACAGUUGAUUUUUUCCCAUCAGCAGGAGUUUCAAAUUCUGGGGCCAACGGGAAUAAGUCUUCUAGAAGCAAGGGAGAAGUUUCUUACAAUGAUGAAAAAGUUUGUCUGAAUAGCUUCACUGAUGUACCGAGGAAGUCAGAUUGGUUGUUGUUGUCAAAGCAGGAAGAGGGAUAUCGCUACAUACCUCAGCUAGGUGAUGAAGUAGCAUACUUGAGACAGGGCCAUCAAGAAUAUUUAGAGUCCAGUGGAUCAUCAGGGCGAGGUCCUUGGGAAAAGCAUGGGGCGAGAAUCGGAGCUGUGGAAAUUUGUUUGGUCGAAGAGCUUACUUAUGCAACAGUCCCUGGUUCCGGAGAGAGUUGUUGUAAAAUCACGCUUAAGUUCAUUGAUGCUUCUUCGGACGUGUCUGAGCAGAAAUUUAAACUUACAGUGCCAGAACUAAAUGACUUCCCAGACUUUAUCGUUGAGAAAUCACGAUAUGAUGCAGCAAUGAAGAGGUGUUGGGCAUGCAAAGAAGAGUGUCAAGUCUGGUGGAGGGAUGAGAGUGAGGAAUGUGGCGGUAAGUGGUGGGAUGGUAGGAUAAUAUCUGUGAAGGACAAGUCAAGUGAGUUCCCAGGAAGUCCAUGGGAAAGGUAUGUUGUUCAGUAUGAUGGUGACCAACCAGAUACCCAUCUUCACUGCCCCUGGGAACUGCAAGAUCCAUUUAGCCCUUGGGAGCAUCCUCAUAUUCAUCCUGAAAGCAACAAAAGGAUGCUGGGUGCACUAAAUAAAUUGCUGCAGCAUGCAAGCACUAAACAGGAUCAUUAUGGGGUUGUGCAAUUGAUAAACGUUGCUAGGAAAGUGGAUUUUAUGAACAGGUUUCCUGUUCCAUUAUCCCCGGACAUAAUCCACUCAAGGUUGGAAAAUAAGUAUUAUAGAAGUGUGGAGGGUCUGAAGCAUGAUGUGACAGUGAUGCUGGGGAAUGCUAAGGAUUAUUUUGGGAAAAAUACAGCAGUGGCAGUAAAGAUGAAGCGGCUGUCAGAUUGGUUUUCUAAAAUCUUAUCAAAACUGUGAAUGAGCUGAUGAGGGUACUCCAUUCUUAUAUUAAUUAUUAUUAUAUAAUUAAUUCAUACAAACAAACUAGGCUCAAUCCAUUAUUAUUAGUUUAGCCAUGUCAGCUUGCUUCAUUGCGGGCGGAAACCCUAAGUUUUGAUGGUUAAGUUGGAUCUCAUGCAUUCAUGCAUAAAGAAAGUUAAGUACUUUUAGAUUGGAUUAAUUUUUACUUGCUUUAAUUGGACCAUUUAUAUUAUAUUAUUAUUAUUAUUCAUAACAA
Molecule: messenger RNA, 5581 nt
Organism: Ipomoea triloba (trilobed morning glory)
Lineage: Eukaryota; Viridiplantae; Streptophyta; Magnoliopsida; Solanales; Convolvulaceae
Product: PH-interacting protein
Exons: 24
Coding region: 319-5322 (1667 amino acids)
Biological process (GO): regulation of transcription by RNA polymerase II; regulation of cell shape; cytoskeleton organization
Cellular component (GO): nucleus
Molecular function (GO): protein binding
Source: RefSeq, a predicted model, not a curated record